GGCCCACACUAACAUGGCCGACCCCGCCAUAAUCACUAGUUUUGCCGCGUAAUUGUGUACCUUGCCACUAAUCACCGAUGACUCACCUGCCACGAUCUCGACCUGUGCGAUUGUGGAUUUUGUUGUGAUUUGUGAUAAUUUAAAGUGUUUACUGUGAGGAAGGAAUUUGAGAUGCAGUUACUUCCGAGGCACAUCUUUCUUCCCCUGACCGUCUACUUCGCUGUCCACUGUGUGGCUGAAGACCCUGACCACACCGGCCUGGUCGCGUCCCCUGCUCUUCUCUUGGGUCCUGACAUGCCACUGACUCUCCCACUCAAGUUCUGGGCCAACUCCCGCAGGUCGGCGCUCAAGCCUAGACGCCGGGAUCUUCAUGAGCCCACCCUCCUCACGCUGCUCGGCCAGGACUACGACCCACGGUGGAUGCGCACCGCCAGGCAUAAUGCCAAUAGUGACUCAGAGGAUGAACCAGAGAGAAAGACAGUUCGCGCGCUGCGAGCACUCCUCAACAACUCCACCUCAGGAAAGGCAGAUCAGCUGCAACUCCCCGAGGGGCUGCCACCAGAGUACCGAGAGCUGGUCAAGUCAUGGCUCGUCCGCAGAGCCACUUGUCCUAUCCGCUUCGUUUGGAACGACCUAGGGCCGUACUUCUGGCCGAGGUGGUUGAGAAGAGGGGAGUGUGUUGAGGAGGCGACCUGCAGCUGGCCCCCGGGAAUGGGGUGUGUUCCUGGAGGAGCGAGGAACCUGAACGUGCUUAGGUGGCAUUGCAGGCUCAGAAAGAACAUGCACGGAAAGAAGAAGAAGAGUGAGAACAAUGUGUGGACAGCAGCGACUACGGAACAUCAGAGGUCUCAGGAAUCUAUGAACAAAAGGAAGAAAAGGAAGAAAUAUCGUUGUCUUUGGAUCAAAGUACCAUAUCCCGUACCCGAGGACUGUGUAUGUGCUUGCUCUUGAACAUGAUGACGUCACAGCAGGAGUAAAAUCUCCCAUGAUGUCACUACGAGUUGGAGUAUGUACUCAUUAACGUUUAUCUGCCAAUUGACUGUGCCAAAAAACGUUGAGACCGGGCUUGUGAAUGUCCAAGAAUUACAGUUAUGUGGUAUCGUUUUAUUUAUACAAACUGUAUUUUCGUUGCUUGUUACAGAUUAUU
Molecule: messenger RNA, 1147 nt
Organism: Macrosteles quadrilineatus (aster leafhopper)
Lineage: Eukaryota; Metazoa; Arthropoda; Insecta; Hemiptera; Cicadellidae
Product: noggin-like
Exons: 4
Coding region: 172-951 (259 amino acids)
Biological process (GO): negative regulation of BMP signaling pathway; negative regulation of cell differentiation; osteoblast differentiation
Source: RefSeq, a predicted model, not a curated record